Messenger RNA from Emys orbicularis (European pond turtle), 1359 nucleotides. It is a transcript of the gene IL6R, whose product is annotated as interleukin 6 receptor. Bases 1 to 1359 code for a protein of 452 amino acids. Gene Ontology annotation, biological process: positive regulation of tyrosine phosphorylation of STAT protein; ciliary neurotrophic factor-mediated signaling pathway; interleukin-6-mediated signaling pathway. Gene Ontology annotation, cellular component: membrane; external side of plasma membrane; signaling receptor complex. The record is from RefSeq and is a predicted model, not a curated record. The transcript is spliced from 10 exons. NCBI's taxonomy places the organism in Eukaryota, Metazoa, Chordata, Testudines, Emydidae. Gene Ontology annotation, molecular function: interleukin-6 binding; cytokine receptor activity.
AUGUGGGCGCUGCGGGCCGCCGGGCUGCUGCUGGCCGCCGCGGCGGGUCCCUGCCCGCGGCCAGCCCUCCCGCCUGACACGGUGCUGAGCACCGUGGGAGCAAACGUCACCCUGCCCUGCCUGCAGUGGCAGCCGGAGGCAAGUGGCCCCGUCAGCUGGAAGCUGGAGAACCAGGCCGUGAGUUCGGCACGCGCGGUGCUGGGGGCCAGCCUGCUGCUACGCCUGCUGCAGCACGACGACUCGGGCCGAUACAGCUGCUAUGUGGGCGGCUGCCUGGUGCGCUCACUGCGGCUGCUGGUGGAAGAGCCCCCGGAGCCGCCCGGCUUCUCCUGCUACCGGAGGAGCCACGUCAAGGACAUCCUGUGCGAGUGGCAGCCGCAGCGGAGGCCGUCGCCCCGGACCAGGGCUGUGCUGUGGGUGAAGAGGUGGCUCACGGGGGAGAACGCCACAGAGCAGCGCUGCCGCUACUUCCCCAAGGUGGAGAAAUUCACGUGCAGGGUCACGGUGCCGCCCAGCGAGGACGACACCUUCCUGCUGGUGUCCAUGUGCAUCAGCAACGGGGCGGGGAGUGCGGUCAGCAAGGACCAGGUCAUCUCGGCCAACCGCGUCUUGAAGCCGGACCCCCCAGUGAAUGUGCUGGUGGACCCGGUGGAGAGCGCGCCCCAGAAACUGCGUGUGAACUGGACGUAUCCGCCCUCCUGGGACCCCAGGUUCUACCGGCUGCACUUCCAGGUCCGGUACCGGGCUGAGCGCUCCCAGAGCUACACGGAGAUCGACCAGCUAAGAGAGACGUCCCUGGUGAUCCAUGAUGCCUGGCACGGUGCACGGCACAGGGUGCAGGUGCGGGGGCUGGAGGAGUUUGGCCACGGCUCGUGGAGCGAGUGGAGCCAGGAGGCCGUGGGCACCCCGUGGGCAGAUCCCAACGGCCUCGAGUGGCAGACAGGAUCCUACAGCUCGCAGUUCCCCAUGGAUUAUGAUUUCUACAGCGACACGUUCACGGGCCCCCCUGGGCUCUAUGGCACAGAGGGCGCUAAUGUGGGGGGUCUUGGUGUCGGCGACCACUCCACCGUGCCCCUGUACACGUUCCUGGUCACCGGAGGGAGCCUGUUCCUGGGCACCGGCCUGCUCGCUGGCAUCGUGCUCAGGUACAAGAAGAAAUGGAGGAGGGGCUCCCUGGGCCAGGGCAAGGCCAGCGCUGUGGUCCAGCACCCCUUGGUGCCGCUGGCUCCUCCGAGCCCCACGUCCCCGCUGAGCGAGGCCCCGCUCCUCUCCCCUCCGGCGUCGCCAGGCACCCCUGGCAGCGGGGACUUCGGCCCCUUCGACGUCACCAACAUGGAUUACCUCCUCGUCCCCCAGUAG